Molecule: messenger RNA, 724 nt
Organism: Prunus persica (peach)
Lineage: Eukaryota; Viridiplantae; Streptophyta; Magnoliopsida; Rosales; Rosaceae
Exons: 4
Coding region: 41-475 (144 amino acids)
Source: RefSeq, a predicted model, not a curated record
UACAAGAAAAAGAACCAAAUCAACCAAAACGCACAGCACAAUGGCCUGGAUUUGGAACAAAGUUGCUGGGGAUGAGAAGAAAGAGGUGCACCGCCAUAUCGUUGUCUCUGCUGCCCAGACUGAAAAAAUUAAGCAAGAUUUUGGAGGCGUUGAAAACAGUGGCACCUUGUCAAAGUGCCCAUGGGUCAACCGCAUGAAGAAGUUGAUGCCCAUAAAACAGCCUGAAAAAGAGGCAGGGGUCAAUGGUAACAACAACAACAACAGCAUGGCAAAUCAGAUUCAGAUGAAAGCUAGUAAUGUGGUGCAAAAUGUUCGACAAAGAUUCUUUCCUCUAAAACCUUGGCAUGAUUUCAACAGGGGUCUCCUGAAAGCUCACCCACAACAGACAUAUGAUGGGAAAAAAGAUGAGCUUCCAUGGCACACAUUAGAUGUUUUGCGGUCGUCACACGAAUUUCGCACCAAUGCAUCAUGCUGAAACUGUUUUUGUUGGUGACCGGUCACAAACUGUUUUUCUCUUUUAGUCCAUCUAAUUUGCUCACAUUGUUUACUCUAGUCCAUGUACAUACAAUUAUGAAGAUUUUGACUUUAAUUUAAUUCCAACGGAAUGGUCACUAAUCUGAUUAAGUGGGCAGCUAUGUUACACAAACACUUCAUUAAGUUGAAGUGUUACAUGACUCAAACACGCUUUGAACACAAUUAAGAUACCGAUAGAGUUCAAUCUAUA